Molecule: messenger RNA, 3949 nt
Organism: Hydractinia symbiolongicarpus
Lineage: Eukaryota; Metazoa; Cnidaria; Hydrozoa; Anthoathecata; Hydractiniidae
Product: ataxin-10-like
Exons: 13
Coding region: 2198-3418 (406 amino acids)
Biological process (GO): neuron projection development
Cellular component (GO): cytosol
Source: RefSeq, a predicted model, not a curated record
GUUUGUCUAUUGUUUCGUUAUUGCUUUUGGUAUAUACUGUUUUGCACUAAUUACAAGCUCGUGAGCUUGUAUUAAAACGCAAAUGUGUCCUACAAGAAUGGAAAUUUUUGCCUCUCUGAGCACCAACACGGGAGUCGUCGUGUGUUCGAAUCUUAUCUUGGUAACUAUUUUUACUUUUUUUUUCUUUUUUCUUUUUUAAAAAGAUAAGACAAGUGUUCAAAACACUUGUUUAACUAACUAGUAAAUAAAGGUGUUUCAACCAAACUUUUUAAAAGUGAAUGUAGGCAGAAUUAACUGAAUUAAUGAAUUUCGCAAAUUUUGGGGUUUGUGGGUUUGUGGGUUUGUGGUCUUUCUUCUUCCUGUCAGUCGGUUCACCCAAGACGGACCCAUCGAAAAUUAAAAGUUCGAGGAAUUUUCCGUUCAGGAAGGUCUCACAAAUCAAUUUUGAAAAAUAAGUGUGUAACAAAUAUUAUUGCGUAUCUGAAUAGUAAAAUAUGUCGUGUCUAACUUCGUAACAAAAAUCCCAAUUUGAUAGACAGCUUUUUGUAAACUUUAUUCGCGAGGUUGUUUGCGUAUAUCAUACGUCUUGUUUGGUUAUUACAUAAAACUUGUGAAAUUUGUUUGGUUUGAUAAUACACCCACAUCCGAUAGAAACCGGUCGUACAUAAAUGUUCCUGUUUAAAAAUAAUUUUUUUAUUAUCGACAGUGUUAUUGUUAUUUAUUAUAACGACAUACAAUCGUCAAGGGAUUGGAAAAAUUAAAGGAAACAAAGGAAAAUAAAAAGAUCUACGAGCAGUGUAUUGUAUUAUCAUAACACAAGUGCAACCUUUAACAUCAUUUUGAAGGCUGGCAAUAUCAAAAAAAAUCCAGGGCCUGGCUUACAUCAACAAUCUAACUUAACAGAUCCUGUUGUUACAGCACCUAGAAAUCAUAACAUAUCAUCGAAAUGUAUAAAUGAAGAAAGAAGUUGGUACAAAUAGAAAGCUAUUACUUUGUACACAUUGGUAUAGACAUACUCAUGUCACAUGUUUCGAACCUGUCAAAAUCAGAACAAAAUAAAACCAAAAAAACAUAUUUUUUAAAAAUUAAACAGUUUACUCGAAAAUGAUUGAGAAAAUAAAGAGAGCCAAGGUAAUUUCAAAACCAAGACGAGUCAAAAAAUGGAGCCUAGGUGCAACUAAGAAGGCAGUCGGAGCACAAUAAAUAGGAAAAAAUAAAUGAGACUUUGAUUAGCUAAGAAUAAAAAAACAGAAAUAUAGUCUGACAAAUAUUAAACAUUAAAACAUAAGGUGAAAUAGUAUUAUGAUGUUAACAUCCCAGCAAGAGCUUUUUCCUUGCCUUUUUGUUAAAUAAACCUUUAUUACUACAUAAGCAAAAGCUUGCGGGUAAAUUAUUAAAAAUAGUAGCUUUUUCUUGGAAAGUACAUUUCUCGCCAUAGUCAAUUAUAAUGCCAAAGUUACUAAACAAAUUUUUUUUUGAUGUUUUACAGUCUCUAUUUGAAGAUAAUUUGCAAGUUUUUAUCUUGAAGCGCUCAAAACACAAGUUUUACCACAUUAUGUUCCGUGUUUUCAACAAUAGGAAGCCAGUUCAGGUUGACAAUAUCUGCUGUGUUGGUAUACUUUCCAAGUACAUAUCCAGCAGCACAAUUUUGAACUCUUUGUAAUCUGUUUUGUAGAUAUUUCAGAAUUUGACCAUAAACAACAUUACAAUAUAGUUUAAUUGAGACAGAAUCAGUGACUCAGGGAGACUUUACGUACUAUAAAUGUUGUAAAUCUCUUAAACGCGUAAAAGUAUUUGUAGUACACCAUAUGUUGACUUCGCUACAGCAUUUAUUUGUUAGUUCCAAGUUAGGUGCGCAUCAAAUAUUAGGCCAAGUAACUUAAAAUUCAGUUCUUGUAAAAUCAACGGUUUAAUGUACUUGACUGGUACAUUGUCAAAACCACUCGCACAGUCAUUAAUUCUGAAUUUUUUAAACUUCAUUAAACAUGUUAUGUCUUAUAGUAAAAGCAUUGUCAUUUUCCUUUUCUCGCAGCAUGAAUGUGAAGAAGUGGGAUGGGGCUAAAUAGAGGAAAUGCAGGAUAUUUAUCACAGUCUUUGUGUGCCAAAUGUUCUUCCGUAUUGACUCGCCUUGUAUUUGGGAACCUCAAGUGACAAAGUAACAUGUGGCGAUCUAAAGGAAGCUGCAAACCAGCUGGCUAUGUUAAAAAAUAAGCACACAGAAGGAGACUUAAAGCUUGCAUAUCAGAUACUAAGGUGCUUAAGAAACUCAUGUAUUCAUAGUAAAAAGAACCAAAACUUAAUAAUUGAAAAUGAUUUUGUUGACCUCUUUAAAAACUAUACAUCAACGAUGUUAGACCCGAAGAAUAUCUCAGUGUUAUCCAGUACAGAGUGGUUUGAAAAAACAAAAGUGAUGGCUGUACAGUUUCUUGGUAAUCUUGUUGCUCACAAUGAUACAGCGAAAAGAGAAGUAUGGAUGCAUGCUUUUCCGUCUUUCUUCUUUACUCUAUUUGCUAAUUUAAAUGAGAAGGGAAAAGACUGUUUAUGUAUGGUUGUUUAUAACUGUUUAAAAGAUAGGGAAUUUAUUUUUGACAACGAGAACGAAUUUUGGCUGUUGAACUCAAUAAUUGAAUUUUCCAGUAGCACUGAUGAUUGCGAAUGGGGCUUGCUGGUUGUCGAAUUAUUAUUCACAUCAAAUAGUUUUGAAAGAUUUUACAAAGAACUAACUUUAUACCCAAACGUAAGAGGCAUUCUGUUAGAUGUAUUACAUGCAUAUUUAUCUGAUGAAGAAGCUGUUGUUAGUGUCAAGGAAAAUAAUUUAAUAUUUCUUGCUGACGACUUUCGGACUAAAUCGGCAUGUAUUUUUAUGCUUGCUAAGGAGGAUUCAGAGGAAUGGCUAGAGGAAUCCUUGCUGCUGUUGAAGGUUCUGUCGAUCCUUUGCACCGCAACCUCUCUCUGCAAGUAUAAGGAGAUCAGAGCGGAAGAAAAAUUGUUAAAAACUAUCGUAGAUUUGCUAAAACAAACUAACAGAAGCGAAUUUUCGUCGUAUUUUUCAAAGCCCGCUCAAGCAGGAACAGCGAAAGACGUGCAUCCAGCUUAUGGCUUUAAACGCGACUUAGUUCGAACGAUCGGAAAUAUGUGCUACAAAAAUAAGAAAAUGCAAGACAAGGUCCGAGAAUUUGAUGGCAUUCGAUCGACCCUGAAUGCGUGCAAUAUCGAUGAAAGGAAUCCUUUCAUUCUACAAUGGGCUAUAUUUGCUGUGCGUAACAUAUGUGAAGAUAAUAUAGAGAAUCAAGAACUCGUUGGAAGUGUAGAGAAACAAGGACUUGCACGUAACCAUUUUUUAACCGACUCCAACAUCACGACGAAUAUAGUAGACGGUAAAAUUACAAUUUCUUCGAAGGACAGUUUGAAUAGGUAGCAAAUAUAUUUUGAUUGUAAAAUGUAUGUAUUUUUCUCGAAUGUGCGUUACCAUGACCUGGGGAUUAAAGAUUGACGUUUGACAGUUUUGAACCGAGGCUUUGACCCCUGAACUUUUUCACUGCUUUGUGGGAAUUUGACGUUCUUUUGAUAUUUUCUUUCAUUUUGUCUGAUUUUUUUUUUUUUUUUUUUUUUUUUUUUGAAUUACUUGCUAAUUUAAGAAUUUACGUUUUACAUUCAUUGUUUUCCCUGUGUUUAAAAAUCAGAUUCAAUCAAUAAAAAUCAAAUUUUUUUUUCAAAAUCAGUCUACAUUCCUCUUUGAUUUGUUGAAAGAUACAAGAUUGACUUUUCCGUGAUUCUUCGGGGGAGGGGGUUUGCAACAUGUUUUUUUUUUCUUUUAUUUUUAUUAUUGUCUGAUUUAGGAGAAUAAUUAUAUAAAAGAUAUUAAAGACAGUAUGAUAUUAAUUCUUCUUAUUUACAUGAUAGAUUUGUACAUCUGAUGUUGUAAAAAAAAAGUUAAACAACACGUAAA